UGUUUCUUCCUAAAAAAAUCUAUAUAUAAUUCAAAGUAAUGACAUAAAUGGAUAAACUGUUUUCUGUUAUUUUAAUUCUCUGAAUAAGAAGGAUAUAUGUUUGAAAUGACCACUGACUUAGUUUUAAUUCGAGAAAGUUGGUGGCAAUGUGCUCCAUUCAUGAAAAGUUUCAACGUUUCUCUCUAGAAUGGUGAUAUACCGGUAGUAAGGGACACUUGUUCGCUGCUUUAAACUUGUACUGUGGCCAUUUUUAAAGGUACGCUACUGGCAAUUUAUACUGAAAAUAUAUAUUUAUACCGCAUUACAGAUAUGAUGACUACAAUUUCACCUAUUUGAUAAGUUAAGAACUGAAGGCACGUUAAACAAUGGCGUAUACUGUUUUAUGUAAAGCUCAUUCAAAAUCGGCAUCUUCAAUUUGUUUCACACACGGGACAUUUCUGUGUAUUAAAUGUCUGCUUGAAAAGGUUGAAGAGAAAGAAGAUUGUAUCAAAUAUGAUAUGACUGACAUCGCAGACGAAAAAUACCAAACAAAGCUGAAGUUUUUCACAAUGCAACACCAUGCUUUGAAGAAACAAGAAACAUUAAAUUACAGAAUCAAAGAGGUUAAUAAGGAACGAGAAUAUUUGGUUAAACAAGUGGAAGAGGCACAAGAAACGCUUAUUAAAGAUAUAAAGGACAAAGCUGGCAAUAUUUUGACGGCAAUAAGCAAUGAAGGUGCUACAAUUGAAUCGAAAUACCAAGUUUUCGUGAAAGAAAUCGAUGAAAAGUUAAAACCUUUAGAAGCGGAUAUUAAACGCAUGGAAUCUGCAGACUCAGAUAUUGCUAAAAUUCGGAGAUCGAUAGAGAUUUUGGAGAAAGAAUUGACACAAAAAUACGUAGUUUUUGGCACAGUUACAGCCGACUUUGAAACAAACAAAAAACUAACAGAAACAUUUAAAGGCCUUGAUUCUCUUGGUACCUUCGUUUUGACAGAGAUGGAAGAAUACGAACCGAUUGGCGGUGAAGACAACAAGGCAUUUGCAAACGAUGAAAGUGAAAAGAGAGAUGUGAUGAAGACUAAGAAAACAGAUGGAAUUGACAUCAAAGAUGAAGGUGAAAAGAGAGAUGUGAAGAAAACUAGGAAAACAGAGGGAAUUGACAUCAAAGAUGAAGUUGAAAAAAGAGAUGUGAGGAAAACUAGGAAAACAGAGGGAAUUGACAUGAAAGAUGAAGGUGAAAAUAAAGACGUACGGAAAACAGACAAAACGGAGGUAAUUUACCGCAGAGAGACCCUGCUCGCUUCUGAAAUGUACGAUUCCGAUAUUCGGACAUCAAAUCCCCAACCUGCUAAACACAGCGAUAAUCUUGAGAAAGAAGUUAACAUGGCAACAAUUAAAAGUGAAGAAGAACAACACCAGCCGCCUUCACCGCAAAUAUCUCAAUUGCAAAGCGAAGAUACAUCUUCAGCAACGUCGAAAUGCUGCUGCUGUAAUUAAAUAAUGGACAACACAAAACUAACAUGAUCGAUAAAUUGUGAUUUUGUAAAUUUGAACGAGUGAUCAUUUUAAAAACUUGAAAGCUCAUACCAAUAUUGCUCGAUUCCUUUUCUUUUAUAAAGUUGCCUUUUCAAGUUGUGGUAAAUUGACAAAAUAAAAAAAGAUUCGCAAAUUUUCGUUGCAGUUAUGAUAUUUGUGAGGAAACAGUAAUACUGAACAUUUACCAUGCUCUAAAAUAUCCAUUUUAAUGAUGUGCCCCGCACAUUGUUGUUGUUCAACAGUUUACAAUAUGUAUAUCAUUUACAUGUAACAUUCAUAAUACUUACCUGUUUACUUUAUUUCCUGAGCUAAACAUUUUCCAAUUUAUCUCCACUAUUUUGUUGAUAGCAACAACUCACAAAUUUUUACCUCACGAGCAUAUUGUAUAAUCAAUCAUUUAGGCAAAAUGUACAGUGAAUUCUGUUAAGUUUUCCAAUGAUUUUGUCGUUUCAUGUUUAAACACUUGUUGUUUGAUGAAGAUUCUUCCCGUGUUAUUAAUAUUAUUCGCUCAAGUAUUUCAUAAAACUAAUAAUUAUAAAGAUAACUCCUCAGUGUUUAUUGUAAAGCACUGUAUUUUACCCUUUUAAAUCCAAUUUUAUUGUCAGAAAGUUUAUUGUUGUCAACAUGUGUUCCACCAUUUUGUCUUGAAUGCUGGGCCGUAGGUUAAGUUCUACUGUAUUUGUGUCGUCUGAAAUAUUGUAACUUUCGAGAAAGAUGAAAAGAUCGUUCUCUUUUAUGAAUUCGGUAGGUUUUAAUGUCAAAAAUUGAUUAUUUAAGUAAUUUUGAUAGAUUUUUAUCGAUUUCCAAUAUGGCGACAGUUUUUGUCCGCUUCCUCCCGGUAUCCAUGGAACGCGUUCCAUAAAUGGGU
Messenger RNA from Dreissena polymorpha, 2382 nucleotides. RefSeq lists its product as uncharacterized. The transcript has 4 exons. Lineage: Eukaryota; Metazoa; Mollusca; Bivalvia; Myida; Dreissenidae. Bases 366 to 1475 code for a protein of 369 amino acids. The record is from RefSeq and is a predicted model, not a curated record.